AUGCUGUUGCCACAGAAUUUUGGGGAUGCUUCAGCUAGGAGACCCAUAUCAGUUGGGCCGUGGGGAGGUCUGCAAGGGCUGGCUUGGGACGAUGGAUUUUACUCAACAGUGAGGCAACUGGUAAUAACACACGGAGCGGGCAUCGAUUGCAUCCAGAUUGAAUACGAUGAGAAAGGAACCUCAAUUUGGUCAGGAAGGCAUGGUGGAAAUGGAGGCGACAGAACAGACAAGAUCAAGCUUGAUUACCCGGACGAGUUCCUAACUUCAAUACAUGGACACUAUGGUGGCUUAAAUGACUGGGGACCGGUCUUUAUUCGAUCGCUUACUUUGGAGAGCAACAAGAAAACAUAUGGACCAUUUGGUAUCGAACAAGGAACCUAUUUCUCAUUCGCAAUGACUGGCAGGAUUGUUGGGUUCCAUGGAAAGAGUAAUUGGUAUCUUGAUGCGAUCGGAGCUUAUUUGAAACCGAUUGAAAAACAAUACCCCUCCAAAGCUUUGGCAAAGUAUCUUGCUAAUGGGACUGAGAAGGCUGGCUACUCUGUAAUACAAACGACUGAAGAUGAAAGCAUUGACGUAUAUCCUAUUGCAGUAAGACCAAAGGAUGAAUUCGGCAACCCUCUAAAGAAACAAGUCAGUGAUCUAGAAAAGAGUGGAGUUGGAACCAUGGGAAAGCUUAAUUCAUUUCAGAUGCCUGGUUUUGAGAAAUUAGUGCCAUUCAAAGUUGAUGGCAAUGGCGUGGUGACCUAUGGGCCGUGGGGCGGUACUGGUGGGACUAUGUUUGACGAUAGAAUGUAUACGGGCAUUAAACGAAUUAAUUUGUCCCGCAAUAUUGUUGGAAUUGUAUGGAUGAGAGUUUUGUAUGAUCGGGAUGGGGAUGCCAUUUGGGGAAGCAAACGUGGAGGCAACGGAGGGUAUAGAAAUGAAAAGUUAGUCUUCGAUUAUCCAUCAGAAAUCUUGACGCAUAUAGUUGGCUUCUAUGGUCCCAUAAUGUACAUGGGGCCUAAUGUUAUAAAGUCCCUCACUUUCUAUACAAAUAAGACAAAGUAUGGGCCAUAUGGAGAAGAACAAGGAGCCAGUUUCACCACCAAACUGAAGGAGGGAAAGAUUGUCGGAAUCCAUGGAAGAGAGGGUUUAUUCAUAGAUGCACUGGGUGUACAUGUUAUAGAAGGGAAAGUAAUGCCUUCGAAUCCUUCUCCUUCCAAUGCAAUCAAGUCUGCUAACGAACCCCCCAUUGCAGAGAUUGCUGGUGGUGUUAUAAAAGAACCAGCUCCAUGUGGACCAGGUCCAUGGGGCGGGGAUGGAGGAAGACCAUGGGAUGAUGGAGUUUUUUCUGGGAUCAAGCAGAUAUAUUUGACAAGAUCAUCAGAAGCCAUUUGCUCGAUUCAAAUUGAGUAUGACAGAAAUGGACAAUCUAUUUGGUCCAUUAAGCAUGGGGGUAACGGAGGAACCUCCACACAUAGGCUGCAAUUGGAGUACCCGCAUGAAGUGCUGACUUGCGUAUCAGGGUAUUAUGGUUGCAUCAGUAGAGAGGAGAGGCCUAAAGUGGUAAGGUCACUGACAUUGUACACGAGUCGAGGUAGGUACGGUCCGUAUGGGGAGGAAGUAGGGACAUAUUUCACGUCAACCACGACAGAAGGCAAGGUGGUCGGUUUCCAUGGGAGGAGUAGCUCCUACUUGGAUGCCAUUGGAGUCCAUAUGCAACACUGGCUCGGAAGUCAGAAACCUACAGGAAAGUCUUCUCUUUUCAAGUUGAUCGAUUCUUUGUUCUGAAAUAUAAUACUUUUUUAAUCAUAAUGAUAAUAAUUCCUAACAUAUUAUUAAACCAUGUCUGAUAUACAUAUAUGCUUCUAUCAGUCUAUGUCUAAUGUAUUGUGCUCCCAACUCCAAGGUCAAUAAAAUUGUGUGUUUGAUC
Juglans microcarpa x Juglans regia is the source of this 1912-nucleotide messenger RNA. RefSeq names its product jacalin-related lectin 3. Gene Ontology annotation, molecular function: carbohydrate binding. The record is from RefSeq and is a predicted model, not a curated record. Lineage: Eukaryota; Viridiplantae; Streptophyta; Magnoliopsida; Fagales; Juglandaceae.